GUGAGGCGCGGCGCGAACGUUCGUCAAUCAACACAAUGAAGCUCUUCACAAUUGUCCUAUUGAUACCUGCAGCUUUAGCAAAGCCGCAGGGAUACAGUCUGCCAUCGCCUUCAGAGAACGGAUUCUCCUCUGUUGGCGGCGGAUUUACCAGUGGUCCUGAGAUACACGGAGGAAACGGCUUCACAAGUGGCACCGUUGGUGCAUCUUCACAUGAAUCUUCAUUUGGUGCUGGAUACAGUGGGGGAUCUGGAGGACCUUCUGGUGCCUGCCGUGCAGGAGAGAUCCUACAUGUAGACGGGUCUUGCGUUGUUCCUAAAAUUACAAGAACCGUGUAUGUGUUCACCGCCCCUGAGGAGCCUCAGCCCCCAAUCAGUCCGCCACCAAUCGUGCCACCACCGAGAGUGGAGGAAAAUAUCGUGUUUGUUCGUGUUCCGGAAGCAGGACCGGCACCUGAUCCCAUCAUCCUUCCUCCACCACGCCAAGAACAGAUCGUGUACGUCCUCAACAAGAACGAUGGAGGAGAAGGCCAGCGAGUGAUCGAGGUCACUGCUCCUCCACCUUCUGAUCCUGAAGUUUACUUCGUCAACUACGAAGAAGGAGAAAAUCCAACUCUUCCCAUUGGUGUUGAUCUUGAGACUGCUCUUAGUGCCGCCGCCAACGGAGGGAGUCAGGUCCUCGGGGGAGCAGGUGGCUUUGGGGGAGAAGGGGGAUUUGGCAACGAUGGAGACAGCGGAUUCGGCGGUAUUGGAGUAAAUGGAUUUGAUGGAGGAUUUGGCGGAAGUGGAGGAGGUAGCUUUGGGGGAGAUGGAGGAUUUGGCGGAAGUGGAGUAGGAAGCUUUGAGGGAGAUGGAGGAGUUACCGGUGCAGGGGUGGGAGAUAUCAUCGGACUUGUUGACAUUCGAAGAGGCAAUGGAGCAACCGCCGGCGGUGGAGCUGAAGGUCAUGGAGGAAUAAGUAAUAAUGAAGGAUUCAGAGACAGCGGAAGAGGGGGACUGUCCUCCUCGUCAUAAAGGUUCAUUAUACGUAUCAAAAUAGGAAUUUUGAUUUGUUAUAGUCUUUUGUAUAAAUAUCUUGUUUUCUAUAUCUAAUCUGUUAGUUCAUUUCUAGCUAACUGCCAAACUAGAAAUGUUGUACUGUUAUGUUUUUUGUUUUUAGCUUUAUUAAAUAUAUUAUAAAUAGGUUAA
Penaeus vannamei (Pacific white shrimp) is the source of this 1184-nucleotide messenger RNA. The record is from RefSeq and is a predicted model, not a curated record. NCBI's taxonomy places the organism in Eukaryota, Metazoa, Arthropoda, Malacostraca, Decapoda, Penaeidae.